This is a messenger RNA of Grosmannia clavigera kw1407, 516 nucleotides long. RefSeq names its product glutathione peroxidase. Gene Ontology annotation, biological process: response to oxidative stress. The record is from RefSeq and is a predicted model, not a curated record. Lineage: Eukaryota; Fungi; Ascomycota; Sordariomycetes; Ophiostomatales; Ophiostomataceae. The transcript has 2 exons. Gene Ontology annotation, molecular function: glutathione peroxidase activity. Bases 1 to 516 code for a protein of 171 amino acids.
AUGUCGGCCAAGACCUUUUACGACUUUACUCCCCUCGACAAGAAGGGCAAUGAGUUCCCCCUUUCCCAGUUCAAGGGCAAGGUAGUCCUCGUCGUCAACACUGCAUCCAAGUGCGGCUUCACGCCCCAGUACGCCGGCCUCGAGAAGAUCUACAAGGACCUGCGCGAAAAGUACGGCGAGGACUUUGAGAUCCUCGGCUUCCCCUCCAACCAGUUCGGCUCUCAGGAGCCCGGCUCCAACGAUGACAUCCAGGAGUUCUGCCAGAUCAACUACGGCGUCUCCUUCCCCAUUCUCAGCAAGGUCGACGUCAACGGUGACCAGGCCACUCCCGUCUACGAGUGGCUCAAGGAGCAGAAGCCUGGUCUGCUCGGCCUCAAGCGCAUCAAGUGGAACUUUGAGAAGUUCCUGAUCGGCCGCGACGGUCUUAUCGUCGAGCGUUGGGCCAGCACCACCAAGCCCGAGUCGCUCGAGAAGACCAUUGUCGAGACCCUCGAGAAGAAGGCCCCGGCUUCAUGA